GACUGCCUGCCUGCCCGCCUGCCUGCCUGUUCGACGGCCAAUCCUGGUCACUGUCGGCCGUGGUCAUUCAAAGGAACCGUGCAUGAUGGAGGCUGGGUCUGGGGAUUUUGUGCCACCCUUUGAAGCUCCAAAAGAUGGCGAAGAGCUGAGCUCUUGGACGUUUUGGCAGUUUUUUCUCGAGAAUGUCAGUCUGAGGGCCAGCGAGCUGCUGUGCCAUGCCUCUCUCUCUCCUGCCCGAGCCUCUAGUUGCACCUCAUUCGCGCAAUGCCCUGUUUGUGAACCACUUUUGGCCGGCCUGAUUGCCUUCCACCUCCUUUGCUUUAUGAUCAUUCUAACCACGAAACGGUUUCAGACCUUCCAGCUACUCUUUGGCACCGCACUCGGGUGUCUUGUUCUAUGCGCGGAGCAGAUCAACGAAUACGGUGCUCUCCACUGGGAAGAGCUAGCACAGCACCAGUAUUUUGAUUCUUAUGGAUUCUUCAUCUCGAUUGUCUUCUCCUUGCCCAUCCUUCUCAACUGUCUGCUCUUGGUGAUUAUUUGGGUUACCGAUGCUUCUGGCAUGCUGGUCAGUCUCAAGCGUCAGCAGCUGUUGGCCCGGCGUGCUGCUACAGCCAAAGCACAGGCACAGCUUGAGCCCGAAGCUGAGGCUGAGGCCAUUACUCCCUCUCCUGAAGCUGCUGAUGUGGACUCGCCAAGCUCAACCCAAAAUAAGAAAAUUCAGUAA
Molecule: messenger RNA, 724 nt
Organism: Monosiga brevicollis MX1
Lineage: Eukaryota; Choanoflagellata; Craspedida; Salpingoecidae
Exons: 5
Cellular component (GO): nuclear membrane
Source: RefSeq, a predicted model, not a curated record